Knipowitschia caucasica is the source of this 1356-nucleotide messenger RNA. NCBI's taxonomy places the organism in Eukaryota, Metazoa, Chordata, Actinopteri, Gobiiformes, Gobiidae. The record is from the annotation of a GenBank genome assembly.
AUGCGGAACUGCGGCGGCAGCUUCUACUCUUCCAUCACAGCACGGCUAUUUGUCCCUGUGCUCCCCCAACCGGGGUGGUCCCUCUCAGACCGGGGUGGUCCCUCACAGACCGGGUGGUCCCUCUCAGACCGGGGUGGUCCCUCUCAGACCGGGGUGGUCCCUCUCAGACCGGGGUGGUCCCUCUCAGACCGGGGUGGUCCCUCUCAGACCGGGGUGGUCCCUCUCAGACCGGGGUGGUCCCUCUCAGACCGGGGUGGUCCCUCUCAGACCGGGGUGGUCCCUCCCAGACCGGGGUGGUCCCUCUCAGACCGGGGUGGUCCCUCUCAGACCGGGGUGGUCCCUCUCAGACUGGGGUGGUCCCUCUCAGACCGGGGUGGUCCCUCCCAGACCGGGGUGGUCCCUCCCAGACCGGGGUGGUCCCUCUCAGACCGGGGUGGUCCCUCUCAGACCGGGGUGGUCCCUCCCAGACCGGGGUGGUCCCUCUCAGACCGGGUGUGGUCCCUCUCAGACCGGGGUGGUCCCUCUCAGACCGGGGUGGUCCCUCUCAGACCGGGGUGGUCCCUCUCAGACUGGGGUGGUCCCUCUCAGACCGGGGUGGUCCCUCCCAGACCGGGGUGGUCCCUCCCAGACCGGGGUGGUCCCUCUCAGACCGGGGUGGUCCCUCUCAGACCGGGUGAGGGAAGGAUGGAGCGUGAGAUUGACAGGUCGGAGCAGCGUCUGCAGUCAGAGCUGUAUCAAACCGUUGUGGUCUCUGUGCGGGGGGGGGGCUCUCCGUGCGGGGGGGGGCUCUCUGUGCGGGGGGGGGGCUCUCUGUGUGGGGGGGGCUCUCUGUGCGGGGGGGGGGCUCUCUGUGCAGGGGGGGCUCUCUGUGUGGGGGGGGCUCUCUGUGUGGGGGGGGCUCUCUGUGCGGGGGGGGCUCUCUGUGUGGGGGGGGCGCUCUCUCAUGAGGCGAAUGGAGCCAUAGAUCUGUGUCAUGGAGGACACAGACCUCAGACUGUGGACUUCUGCCAGGAGGACCAGGAGGAGACGGACCAGGAGGAGACUGACCAGGAGGAGACUGACCAGGAGGGGACGGACCAGGAGGAGACUGACCAGGAGGAGACUGACCAGGAGGAGACUGACCAGGAGGAGACGGACCAGGAGGAGACUGACCAGGAGGAGACUGACCAGGAGGGGACGGACCAGGAGGAGACUGACCAGGAGGGGACGGACCAGGAGGAGACGGACCAGGAGGGGACGGACCAGGAGGGGACGGACCAGGAGAGGGAGGGGGGAGAGGAGGAAGCAGUGAGACAGGUCAUGGUCCAGGGCAGAUGUGGCCUGGGACGACUCAACUCAACAAGAGUAAAUGGAUAA